AAAACAUUUUGGUCGUCGAGUCUUCGGGGGCAACGCAAGUCCGCUACAGUAACUGAAUCCGCAACACCUCUCGAGGGUGUAUUCAUAUUGCAUGCUGCGUUCUUUGGUGGACAGGAAUGUCACCGUGAGCAGAUUAGUCGAGAAGGCGCAUCGGAAGCCUGGCAUGAAAUUUCCAUCACUUUCCUACAGGCCCACUGAGCGCCUUGUUAACCGUAUAUCGUUGCAAGGACGAUGGAGGUCAGCACCCGUACGGACUCCUAAUCAAGUCGUCGUGCAUGCUCGUUUUCUGUCCACCGUCACGCCUUCAGGGACACGAAAACCUACUGAUGACAAGGUUCCUCCUCUGGGCACUAUGGGGCCUCGGAAACCAAGGAUAGACUUCAAACCCGGCCCAGUCAAACCUGCGACACUUGGUGCCGAUCAGCCCCCCUCCCAUCCGCCCUCCAAAUCUACAAGCCGCAGAAGCAGCCACCACCACCCACCUCGCCACGUGCACCCACCGAAACCUUUCCAGGUCGAGUUGUCUGCGGUCGAGCUCGCCAAGAGGGACAUUGCAGAGGCUAGCCAGCAGGGUGUUCUCGAGGCUCCCCCUGCAGAUGCAGGGUCAUUGAAACGCGUCUUCCAUCAGGCCUUGCAGCUGCUGAAAUUCUACUUCCGUGGUCUCAAGGCGAUCAACACACACCGAAAACAAGUGAACGGUAUCCGGAAGCGCGUUAAGUCUGGAGGUGCCUUGCCCACAAGAGCGGAGGUGCGGUUCAUCCAGACAUUCAAACGAGAUGCACUAAAGCUUGUGCCAUUCAUGAUCAUCGUUCUCAUUGCCGAAGAGCUUGUACCAUUCGUCGCUCUCUAUUUUCCCCGAAUGUUGCCCUCUACAUGUAUACUGCCUGGACAGCGGGACCGGAUCGCUCUCAAAGGGCGAGCCGAUCAGUUAAAUGCGCUUUUCCGAAAUCGUGGGGUAUACGAAACGAUGUACAAGGAGGGCCAAGGCUCGGGCUUCCUUCACGUGCGCAGCCUAAAGAAUCCUGUUGCGGUGUGCAGUUUACUGGGACUACCUGCAUGGGGCCCGUCGUUGCUUGCUGCUUGGCGCAUACGCCGACACUUGAAGAGUGUUGCUGAAGACGAUGAUUUAUUGAGGGGAGAAGGCUGCGGUCGUGACUUGACCACCCCGGAGUUGUACGAGGCGCUUGCGGAGCGCGGAAUGAUACCGACGCCGGAGCGAAGGUCAAUAGAUGAUCUAAGGGAUCAGCUACGUUGGUGGUUAGACAACACGGAGGUUAUGCCGCAAGGCGCGGACUCCAUUAGUAGGCGUUUGUUGCUUACUGGACUAAUCGGUUCGCAGAAAUGACGAAAUGAUUGGCACUUCUGCUUGGCCUUGGGAUUCAUACCAGGUCGGACAUUUACAACGAUACUCACCGCUCAUUCAUACUGCCAUCAUAUACUUGUAGAUGGGGGUUUAGAAGUUCAAGAUAGUUGCGCACUUGACCUUGAUCACCCCGGGGGCUCACGCCACCGUCUAUAGUCGGGUGGACAUCGUACAUCCGCAAAACUACCCGAGGGAGUGAGCAGGUUAUACCUGCCUCCGUUUGGAAGUGACUUGUCGUAAGA
Molecule: messenger RNA, 1605 nt
Organism: Pisolithus orientalis
Lineage: Eukaryota; Fungi; Basidiomycota; Agaricomycetes; Boletales; Pisolithaceae
Exons: 5
Coding region: 92-1345 (417 amino acids)
Biological process (GO): intracellular monoatomic cation homeostasis
Cellular component (GO): mitochondrial inner membrane
Molecular function (GO): ribosome binding
Source: RefSeq, a predicted model, not a curated record